AUGGGCUACGGAAUGGCCUCCAACAUUCGCCAAAAGCUCUCCCCAAACUCAACAGUUUUCAUCAACGACGUCAACCCGGAAGCAUGCACUCGUUUCCUCGUCGAGCACAGGUCCAACGGACCCAUCGAAAUCGUCCAAACAGCCAAAGAAGCGGCCUCGAAAGCUCCAGUCCUCAUCUCCAUGGUCCCGGCCCCUGAGCACGUCCAACAAGUCUACCUCGACAAGGAGAACGGCGUGAUCGCUGCACCGCCGAGCAAAGAUCGCUUAGUCCUUGAGUGCAGCACGAUCGACGUCGACACUCAGCGCGAAGUCGGCAACACCAUCAUGGACGCGGGCGUGGGCAGUUACUGCGACGCUCCGGUAUCCGGCGGCCCCCGGGGCGCCGUCGCCGGCACCCUCGCCUUCAUGAUCGGCAGCCCCUCACACGACCCGCGGGCCUCACAGAUCCACUCCAUCGUUUCCCUGAUGGCAGCAUCAGAGAAGAUCUUCCUCUGCGGCGCCCUCGGCACCGGCGCCGCAGCCAAGAUCAGCAACAACUACCUCGUCAGCACCUUCUCCAUCGCCCUCAGCGAGGCAUUCGCGGUCGGGCUCAAGAACGGCCUCGACAAGUACGUGCUCGCGGACGUGAUACGGAGCUCGAGCGGCCAGAGCUGGGUGGGCGAGCACAUGCAUCCGUGCCCGGGGGUGGUGGAGGGGGCGCCGAGUAGUGAUGGGUACAGGCCGGGUUUUCGGCAUGAGAUGAUGGUUAAGGAUACGAUGUUGGGGAUUCUGGCGGCGGAGGGGGUGGGGGUGGAGCCGAGGAUGGCGAGGACGGCGGUGGAAAUGUAUAGGAGGGCGGCAGGGGAUGGGAGGACGGAGGGGCUUGAUUUUGCGUCGGUGUUUAAGCUCAUCUUUGAAGGGGAGUAA
Molecule: messenger RNA, 906 nt
Organism: Saxophila tyrrhenica
Lineage: Eukaryota; Fungi; Ascomycota; Dothideomycetes; Mycosphaerellales; Extremaceae
Exons: 3
Coding region: 1-906 (301 amino acids)
Biological process (GO): L-valine catabolic process
Cellular component (GO): mitochondrion
Molecular function (GO): 3-hydroxyisobutyrate dehydrogenase activity; NAD binding; NADP binding
Source: RefSeq, a predicted model, not a curated record